Molecule: messenger RNA, 1458 nt
Organism: Oncorhynchus gorbuscha (pink salmon)
Lineage: Eukaryota; Metazoa; Chordata; Actinopteri; Salmoniformes; Salmonidae
Product: gastrula zinc finger protein XlCGF8.2DB-like
Exons: 2
Coding region: 65-1219 (384 amino acids)
Biological process (GO): negative regulation of transcription by RNA polymerase II; regulation of immune system process; regulation of cytokine production
Source: RefSeq, a predicted model, not a curated record
UACAGUCCAAGACGUGAACGAGCCUUUUGGGGUGAAAAGGGAAGAUGGGGUAGAGGCUGACACAAUGGAAGAGGAGGUGGUAGACACUUUCAGAAUUAAAAAGGAGGAAGAGGAGGCAAUCACAUUGAAAGAAGAUGUUCCUACAGUGAAAGAAGAGAAAGAACCCCUUGGAGUAAAAGAGGAAGAGGAGGCUAUCACAUUAAAUGAAAAGGAGGAUGUUCUAAUGGAAGAAGAGGAAGAACCUGUUGGAGUGGAAGAGAAGGUUAUCUCAAAAGAGGAAGACGUUUUGGGAGUAAAAGAAGGCGGGGAUGAGGAGGACGAGCCUGAAGAUCCGAAUAACACAAGAGAGAGACCAGACUCUUACUCUGACAGCGGGAGUACUUCAGCGGAACCAGACCCAGAGAUGCCCAAACCAGUGAAACCACACCACUGCUCCCAAUGUGGAAAUACAUUUUUCUCAUCAGGGGACCUGAAAAAGCAUAAGAGAACACACUCUGUAGAGAGGCCUUUCCAAUGCUCUCAGUGUGGAAAGCGAUUUAUCCAGGCAUCACAUUUGAAAGAACAUAAGAGAAUACACACAGGAGAGAAGCCUUUCCAAUGCUCCCAGUGUGGAAAUAGUUUUACCCGGUUAAGGGGCCUGAAAAGGCAUAAAGGAAUACACACAGGAGAGAAGCCUUACCACUGUUGUCAUUGUGGACAGAGUUUUAGGUGGUUAGUGACCCUGAAAACACAUGAGAGGACACAUACAGGAGAGAAGCCUUUCCAAUGUUCCCAGUGUGGGAAUGCUUUUACACGGUUAGAGAAGCUGAAAGAACAUGAGAGAAUUCACACUGGUGAAAAGCCUUUCCAAUGCUUGCAGUGUGAAAAGAGAUUUAUCCAGUCAUGGAAUCUCAAAGAGCAUGAGAGGAUACACACAGGGGAGAAGCCUUUCCAAUGCUUCCAGUGUGGAAAGAGUUUUACCCGGUUAAGGUACCUGAGUAAGCAUAAAGAAAUACACAUGGGAGCGAAGCCUUACCCCUGUUCUCAUUGUGGACAGAGUUUUAGGGGGUUAGUGAGCCUUAAAACACAUGAAAGAAUACACACAGGAGAGAAACCUUUCAACUGCUCUCAAUGUGGAAUUACUUUUACCUUGUUAGGGAGCCUGAAAUCACACCAGAGGACACAUGAUAAAAGCCAUACCACUGCUCUCAUUGUAGAAAGAGAACAUGAAAUCACAUGAUCGAAUAUAGAGUCGGGGCCAUAUUUGCGAACAUAAGCAAGCAUAUGAAGUUAAAUGGUUUUCAUGCACAAGAUGCAUAUCAACCAAUGAAAAGUGUUGAUUCACUUACAUGUGACUGACCGCUAAUGAAAUCAAACACAUGAAUGGAAUGUUAUCAAACACAUGAAUGGAAUGUUAUCAAACACAUGAAUGGAAUGUUAUCAAACACAUGAAUGGAAUGUUAUCAAACACAUGAAUGG